CAGCCACCCCCAAAAAAUACCUGGAUCGUGUAGCCCUUGCUGGUGCGGCCGAAACAACCGGCGGCGGCGGGCCGGUCCAUAUGACGGCGUCUCGCCGCCGCACCGCCUACUUCCCGCGUAUCCCUCUCUCUCUCUAGGCUGCUCGCCCCCUUUCUCCGCGCUGAGACGCUUCGCCCGCCGUCGCCGGCCGGCGGUAGCGUUGUUGCCAUCGGACAUUCUUAGGCUGGCUGGUGGGCCAGGUACGUCUCGGCCCCACCUGCUGUUGCGGAUUACGAAGGGAUCUACCACCAUCGCACCUCCCCUCGUGGCCCCACUUGACAGUCGCACGAAAAGACGAUACCGACGCGCCCGCUUUUCUUCCUUCCGGCACCUUCCAAGUCCCCCUUCCUUCUGGCCUCCCCGGCGAUGGCGACGGCAGCGAGCUCCGGCGGCGUAUCCGACCAUCAGUAUGUCUCGGUCAAGUUGGAGAGCCUCCGCCUGGCGGCGCUCGACCUCGCCCCUCACCUCUUCGGCUCCCACCCCGCCGCCGGCUCGUGGGACCCUUCCAAAGCCCUGCCGAUGGAGCGGGCGGCGGCCGCCAUUUGGGAGCUCAGCUGCGUCCUCCCUUCUCGACACGAAACACUGGAUUUCAAGUUACUAUUGAAGACAAAAGACGAUAGCUCAGAGUGCAUUGUUGAGGAGGGACCGAACCGACCGCUAGGUUGCGGGAGCAAUCAAGUGGAAAUGACGGAUGCAGUCUUUAAACUCACUGAGAAAGAUUCACUUGAGUGUAAGGUUUGGGUUGAGACAGAGAUGUUGUCCCCAUUUGACCUAGCCGCUAGCUGGAAGGCUCAUCAGGAGAAUCUUCAGCCUUCAAGGGUGCGAGGGACCUAUAAUGUCGUUAUGAACACUGAGACUGAAGCCAGGGACGAGAAUGACUUCGCUUCUGGUUUGGAGCUUGAUUUAGAGAAGUAUGUAGUUCCAACAACACCCAACAUGGGCUCAGGUGUUGUUUAUGCAGCUAACUUGACUGAGAAUCCCCGCUCUUUAUCGUCAAACAAUGAUACCACCAAGGUCAUUUUGCACAAUUCGCUCGACGGUCCUGCGAAUCAUUAUGCUAACACAAAGAAGGACGUAGAUGGAAGACAUACACCGUCACAGGAAGAACAAAAGGCAGUCUUUGUUGAUAGAGGUGUUGGUUCGCCAAGGUUUGCUAGACCAACAAACGAAACCAUUUCAACGAGCAACAUCAAGCAGGAUUCUGAAGCAAACUUUGGCUAUCAGGGUAUGCCAGCAGCAGAAGGAGCUGUUGCAGCAGCAGCUGUAGCUGAUCAGAUGUACGGACCAAAAGAGGACCGCAAGUUAGUCAUUGUGCUGGUUGGGCUGCCAGCUCGUGGUAAGACAUUUACAGCAGCUAAGCUUACAAGAUAUCUCCGAUGGUUAGGUCACGAAACAAAACACUUCAAUGUUGGAAAGUACCGUCGGCUCAAGCAUGGCACUAAUCAGACUGCUGAUUUCUUUCGUGGAGAUAACAAGGAGGGUGUGGAGGCACGUAACGAGGUGGCAGCAUUAGCAAUGGAAGAUAUGCUAUCCUGGAUGGAGGAAGGUGGCCAGGUUGGUAUUUGUGAUGCCACAAACAGCACAAGAAGUCGAAGGAACAUGCUGAUGAAAAUGGCUGAAGGAAAAUGUAAGAUCAUCUUUGUGGAAACAAUAUGUAAUGAUCAGGAUGUUCUUGAGAGAAAUAUUCGCCUGAAAGUUCAACAAAGUCCCGAUUAUGCGGAGCAAACAGAUUUUGAAGCUGGUGUGCGAGAUUUCAAAGAGCGACUGGCAUAUUAUGAGAAGGUGUAUGAACCAGUAGAUGAAGGGUCAUACAUAAAAAUGAUCGAUAUGGUUAGUGGGAACGGGGGCCAGUUGCAGAUCAACAAUAUAAGUGGUUACUUGCCUGGACGGAUUGUUUUCUUCUUGGUGAACUGCCAUCUUACACCUCGUCCUAUCCUGUUAACUAGGCAUGGGGAAAGUUUAGAUAAUGUCAGAGGAAGAAUCGGUGGAGAUUCAUCUUUGAGUGAGGCUGGGGAGGUUUAUUCAAGGAAACUUGCAAGCUUUGUAGAGAAGCGACUGAAGUCUGAGAGAACCGCCUCUAUUUGGACUAGCACACUCCAGAGGACAAUAUUAACUGCAUAUCCAAUCAUCGGAUUUCCAAAGAUACAAUGGCGUGCCCUUGAUGAGAUAAAUGCUGGUGUUUGUGAUGGGAUGACAUAUGAUGAAGUAAAGAAAAAUAAACCUGAAGAAUAUGAAUCACGUCGCAAAGACAAGCUGAGGUACCGUUAUCCUAGAGGAGAAUCCUACCUCGAUGUCAUUCAGAGAUUGGAACCUGUAAUAAUUGAGCUUGAAAGGCAGCGUGCCCCAGUGGUAGUCAUAGCUCACCAGGCUGUGCUGAGAUCACUAUAUGCGUAUUUCGCGGACAAACCACUGGAGGAAGUUCCUAAGAUUGAAAUACCUCUUCAUACAAUCAUUGAGAUAAAAAUGGGCGUCACUGGUGUUGAAGAGAAAAGAUACAAACUCAUGGACGCAGUGAACCCAACUGCAGAGGUCUGAGGCAUGGCGCAUGGAGUCUGUCCUCUCAGUUCAGACAGCACAAAUAAAUUUUCGGAUGAUAGUUUUAUUUACCGAAGUAUGUAGAUGUAGAUGAUACCCAAACGUAUCACUAUAUUUCAUUGUCCAGAAGUAAAGCUAUAGUUCAUUGUGAAGUCUGGCUCAUAGAUGAUCCUAGUUUUGAAUUUUGGCUGGCGAUGUAAAGGUUCGCUUGGGGCAAUCCAGAUGGAUUCAUUCAUGUUCAGCUGAACUUGUUCAUUCAAGAUUUACAUGUAACACCACAGAUUCAGUUUAUAAUGCCAGGAUUUGGAAUCGAUCCAGGUAA
Messenger RNA from Triticum dicoccoides, 2896 nucleotides. RefSeq names its product 6-phosphofructo-2-kinase/fructose-2,6-bisphosphatase-like. The coding region runs from base 406 to 2574 and encodes 722 amino acids. Gene Ontology annotation, cellular component: cytosol. The transcript has 23 exons. Lineage: Eukaryota; Viridiplantae; Streptophyta; Magnoliopsida; Poales; Poaceae. Gene Ontology annotation, molecular function: fructose-2,6-bisphosphate 2-phosphatase activity; ATP binding; 6-phosphofructo-2-kinase activity. Gene Ontology annotation, biological process: fructose metabolic process; fructose 2,6-bisphosphate metabolic process. The record is from RefSeq and is a predicted model, not a curated record.